Cutaneotrichosporon oleaginosum is the source of this 516-nucleotide messenger RNA. The record is from RefSeq and is a predicted model, not a curated record. NCBI's taxonomy places the organism in Eukaryota, Fungi, Basidiomycota, Tremellomycetes, Trichosporonales, Trichosporonaceae.
AUGGCGGCGUCCAACACACUCCGCCCCUACCUCAACGCCGUGCGCGCCUCGCUCACGGCCGCUCUCACACUGGAAAACUUCUCGUCCCAGGUCGUUGAGCGGCAUAACAAGCCCGAGAUCGAGGCGAAUAAGACGCCCGAGGUGCUUCUCCAGCCAUUGGUGGUCGCCCGUAAUGAGAGCGAGAAGGUCCUCAUCGAACCGUCGAUCAACUCGGUCCGCGUUAGCAUCUCCAUCAAGCAGGCCGACGAGAUUGAAAAGAUCUUGUGCCACAAGUUUACCCGAUUCAUGAUGAUGCGUGCGGAGAACUUUGUCAUCCUGCGCCGCACCCCCAUCCCAGGCUAUGACAUCUCAUUCCUCAUCACCAACUUCCACGCCGAGACCAUGCUCAAGUACAAGCUUGUCGACUUUGUGAUCCAGUUCAUGGAGGACGUCGACAAGGAGAUCUCGGAGAUGAAGCUCAGCCUCAACGCCCGUGCGCGUAUCGUUGCUGAGAGCUACCUCGCCACCAUGCCAUAG